Messenger RNA from Rhizophagus irregularis DAOM 181602=DAOM 197198, 1449 nucleotides. RefSeq lists its product as uncharacterized. Lineage: Eukaryota; Fungi; Glomeromycota; Glomeromycetes; Glomerales; Glomeraceae. The record is from RefSeq and is a predicted model, not a curated record.
AUGGCAUCAAUUUUUCAUCUUAAUCUCUCAAAAGACCUUUCCUUAAUAUUAGAUGAUGCAGAUGAUUACAAUGCUAUUAUUCAAGUUGGUGAAAACCAAAAUAUAAAAGAAUUUCAUACACAUUCUGUUAUUUUACGUGCUCGUUCUCCCUAUUUUAAAGCUGCACUUUCAGCCAAUUGGAUUACAAAGAAAAAUAAUAUGAUUAUGUUUAGCAAACCAAAUAUUACUCCAACUGUUUUUUAUAUGAUUUUGAAGUAUGUGUACACUGGUGAACUUGAUUUAAUUGAACAAUCGGGUGAAAAUAUUCUUAAUUUGCUAAUUGCAUCUGAUGAAUUACUUCUUGAUGAAGAAUUAUUUAAACAUGUUCAAGAUUAUUUAAUUGAAAAACAAACCAAAUGGGUUCAUAAAAAUUUCGUUCUUGUUCUUAAUACUGUCUUUGGACUUGAUAGUUGCAAGAAAUUACAAGGUUAUUGUCUUGAAUCUAUCUGCGAAAAUCCAUUCCCAUUUUUUUCUUCAAAAAUCUUUCCUUCAAUAAAUAAGAAAAUACUUUUUGACUUGCUUAAAAGAGAUGACUUGCAGAUUGAUGAAAUUACUAUUUGGGAUUGUUUAAUUGAAUGGGGUAUUGAACAAACUCCUGAUUUGGGAAACAAUAAAGCUAAGUGGAAUAAGAAUAAUCACAAAGCAUUGAAGAAAACUUUAAAUCAAUUUAUUCCUCUCAUUCGGUAUGUAGGAAUUUCUCGUGCAGAUUUUUUUGAUAAAGUCCGUCCUUAUAAAACUAUUAUUCCUUAUCACAUUUAUGAAGAAAUCGAAGAAUUUUAUUAUAAAGAUUCCUCACCUAAAACUACAAUUUUGCCACCUAGAAUUUGUUCGACAUUUGAAAUAGGAAAAAUUGAAUCAAAUAUCAUCAAACCAAUACUUGCAAAAAUAAUAAUUAAUUGGAUUGAUAAUAAAGAUACUAUGUAUAUUCGCACUAGAAAUGAUCCAUCAUAUAGGCUUAAACUUAUUUAUCGUGGUAGCCGUAAUGGAAUUAGUAAUGAGUCAUUUAGAAAAAAAUGUAAAGGUCGAGUAGCAAGUUUAGUUCUAAUUAAAGUUAAAGAUUCAAAUAAAGUUUUUGGUGGAUAUAGUUCUAUUGGAGUUUGUUCAUUAGGAAAUGAUUUUGAUGAUGAUCUUAUUCGUCAUGGUUUUCAAUUUUACAAUUCAUCAGAUAAUUUUAUUUUCUCAUUUGAAGAUAGUGAAGAUACUCAAAAUAUGAAAAUAAGUCGAGUAGUAAGUAAUUCUCAUGCCAUAUUGGAUCAUCAUGCUAGUGGAUUUAAUUUUGGUCGUAGUUCAUUGUGCAUGAUAAAUCAAAGUUUAUAUCUUACUAAUUAUAUUGGGAAUUAUGAAAGGAAUUUAGAUACAAAUAAAAUUUAUACUAUUGAAGAAAUUGAAACGUAUUUUGUAUAUCAAUAA